CCGGAUCCUUCAUGAGGGAAGAGGCCAGGGACAGCCAGCCAGCCCCGGCUUCUCUUCUCUUCACUAAUAUUAUUCUGUAUUGCAAGCCCCGGAGCCCGAGCGGGGGGCUGCGUUACUGUUCGUAGGAUGUCCCGUCAUGAAGGCGUGAGCUGUGAUGCAUGUUUAAAAGGCAACUUCAGAGGUCGACGAUACAAAUGUUUAAUUUGCUACGACUACGAUCUGUGCGCAUCGUGCUACGAAAGCGGUGCGACUACAACCAGACACACCACAGAGCAUCCAAUGCAGUGUAUAUUAACCCGAGUCGAUUUUGACCUGUACUACGGUGGAGAAGCGUUCUCGGUGGAGCAGCCCCAGGCCUUCACAUGUCCUUACUGUGGCAGGAUGGGCUACACAGAGAUCUCCCUGCAGGAGCACGUGGCUGCAGAGCACACAGAGACCUCCACAGAAGUGAUCUGCCCCAUAUGUGCAGCGCUGCCAGGUGGCGACCCAAAUCAUGUGACAGAUGACUUUGCCGCUCAUCUCACACUUGAACACAGAGCACCCAGAGACUUGGAUGAGUCCAGUGGGGUUCGGCAUGUGAGGAGGAUGUUUCACCCUGGGCGCGGGCUAGGGGGUCCGCGAGCCCGCAGGUCUAACAUGCACUUCACCAGCAGCACCACAGGGGGGCUCUCCACCAGUCAGAGCUCCUCACAGAGCUCCAGCUACAGCAGAGAGGCCAUGGACCCCAUAGCAGAGCUUCUGUCCCAGUUGUCAGGGGUGCGGCGUUCGGCGGGUGGCCAGCUCAGCUCAGGCCCCUCGGCCUCUCAGCUCCAACAGCUUCAGAUGCAACUCCAGUUGGAGCGGCAGCAGGCCCAGGCGGCACGUCAGCAGCUGGAGACGGCCCGAAACGCCACCCGGGGCGGAGCCCGAGCCAAUGCAAUCCUAAAUACCAAUUCAGCCGCCGCAAACCCCAACCCCACCAACCACAAUACCAACCCCAGUCCCAACCAGGGUCCGCCUGAGUCUAACACACAGCAUACUGCACAUAGCUCCCAGUUUCUACUCAGCAGGCUGAGCGAACCACGGCUGUCUGAGGCCGAGCGGCAGGCGUGCGAGGCCCAGUGGGCCGACAGGAGCUUGUUUGUGACGGAGCUGCUGCUGUCCACACUGCUGCCCGACGAAGACGCCUCGGCCUCUUCCUCCGAGGACGAGGACGACUGUCACGGUUCAUUGCGGAAUUUCGCUGACUUCGAGGCCAUGGGCUGUGUUGAGGUCAUGACCUUGGACGUGGCACUGGAGAAUCUCAACCUCAAGGAGACGACCCCGGCUACCAAGACGACGAAAACGACGACGAAAACGGCACCAACGAAGAAAGACCCUCCUGCGCCGCCCCUUUGAUGACAUGGCCAAUCCCUCCCCUCAGACCACCAUUGUAACUGGCUGACUGCUGAGUCAGUCCAACUGCCAAUGGAUGACAAAAAAGACUGCAGUUCUUUUUGGCUUUGUUUUAUUUUUUUUUUCUCAGUGAUUGUCAUUUCAGCUCUGUUGCUCCCCACUCAAACCCAUGAUUAUUAAGUUGUGUACAUUGAAUAAAAGUAGUGAGACGA
Messenger RNA from Xiphias gladius (swordfish), 1586 nucleotides. RefSeq names its product E3 ubiquitin-protein ligase KCMF1-like. Lineage: Eukaryota; Metazoa; Chordata; Actinopteri; Istiophoriformes; Xiphiidae. The transcript is spliced from 7 exons. Gene Ontology annotation, molecular function: zinc ion binding. The coding region runs from base 127 to 1377 and encodes 416 amino acids. The record is from RefSeq and is a predicted model, not a curated record. Gene Ontology annotation, cellular component: plasma membrane. Gene Ontology annotation, biological process: synaptic signaling.